AUGGAGGGCGAUGAGGUUAUUGGUGCGCUGAAGCAUCCUGAUUGGUUGCAAAUGGCUCUCCCGCUAUCGUCCCACUAUCAUCCCGCUAUGCAUCGCAACAUCGUCGACCAUCACAAGAUCCUUGUCCUCUCCAUUUUCAGUGGGGGCGAGGUUCUUAAUCUCAUGAAUGUCUAUUCUGACAAUCAACACACAGCCAUUGAGCACCUCGCUGCUCGUGUGCAUUCUCUACCACCUUUCAUAUAUAUGGCAGGCGACUUCAACUGUGUAUCGACGACAUGGGAUGACUAUGAGCAUGGUGAGUCAUCAACAGCAAUAUCCCUGCAGGACACCACAUCUCAGAUCGGCCUCAAGUGGGCACGACCUUCUAACCACAGACCAACGAGGAUCAGUCCCAAUCCAAACCAGAGAUCCAAUGUGUUGGAUCUUGUAUUCUUAGCUCCAUCUGAGAUCUUAAUCUCGAUGCCCAGAUUGGAGCACAAUCUCCAGGGUCUGUCAGAUCUUGAUAUCGGUCCCGAACCGCCCAGAUCUGGGCGACAGACAAUCAAACCUGGAAGUGAGGCUGAAAAGUCUUUCAUUUCGGAUAUUCUCCAGGAUCUUGCAGCUAUUCCUGUUGCAGCCCCAGCAACCAAGGAAAGCGUUGAAGCUUUAGCUGAUGCUAUCGUGACGGUGUUCUCGGACGCAUGGCUUGCCCAUUCGACUGAGUCCAAACCUACCAAGCGCUCCAAGUCCUGGUGGACAGAUGAGUGCUCGGAGACAUUUGGAGUAUAUCAGCUGAGCCGCUCACUGGCUGAUUACAACAAGUUCAAGAAGGCGUGCAAGGACGCCAAGCAUGAUUUCUUUGAUGAACGCAUUGCAGAGAUUGCUACCUCUCACAAGUGCCUGUGGGACCUAAUGGAAUGGGUCAAACAGCGCAAGCUACCACCCUGUGAGGCUAUUCGCAAUGGCGAUCAGCCUUGUCAUGAUAUGGAUGACCUAUGGGACACCCUACACAGCAUGUACAACUUGGCCUCUGGUUGCGAGUAUGAUGCCUCAGUUUUAGACGAGCUUCCUGACGAGCCGGAGUUGCUCAAGGAUAGACAUGUCCUUGCGCUCUUCAUCGUGCUGGCCAAUGCUUGCCUUAGAGUGGGGCAUUGGCCACGUAUAUUCAAGGAGUCGCUAUCGGUUAUCGUACCAAAACCGAACAAGCCCUCUUAUGCAGUGCCGAAGGCUUUCAGGCCUAGCGUACUCCUCAUCACUUUCAGUAAACUUAUCGAAAAGAUGAUUGCUAGCAGCAUACAGUUUGACGCUGUCAAACAUGAUAUCUUUCAUCCAAACCAGCUUGGCGGCAUUCGCCAAAGGUCAACUGAGGAUGCUGGAUUGAUCCUGACUCAUCUCGUCCGAGCGGGGUGGGUUAAGGGUCUCCAGACUAGCAUGCUGGCUUUUGACAUUGCGCAGUUCUUCCCUUCUAUCAAUCAUGAAAUGUUCAUGGCUGUCCUGUGCAAGCAAGGUUUCUCCCCAAUUUUGGUGGAUUUCUUUGCAUCCUACUUAGUUGGUCACUCCACAGUUUACUGCUGGAACACCUUCCAAUCUGACUUGCAGUCCACAGACGUGGGUGUUGGGCACGGCUCAGCUCUCUUGCCUGUCAUCUCAGGGCUCUUCAUUGCUCCAGUAAUGAAGCUCUUUUAUAUCAAAGCGGCACUGCUCAACAUGACACUGCUCUCCUUUGUGGACAACGGGACCAUCUUGGCCCAGUCCAAACAACUCGAUGAUAAUAAUGUGGGCCUGCGUAAGGCCUAUAAGAUUAUCUACCUUCUCUUUGUUGCAUUCGCACUUGUCCUUGAACAUGACAAGACCAAGCUGUUUCACUUCUCGUGUUGUCGCGAUGCCUACAAUCCUUCGCUUGACCUGGGGUAUGCCCCACAUACAGGCGCUACACCUUUAAAACCCAAGACCUAUUGGAGGUAUUUGGGCUUCUAUUUUGACCGUGGGCUCACUUUUCAUGAGCACAUUUGCUAUUACGCCACCAAGGCAUUCACCACUCGACGCCUCCUCUACAGAUCAUGUGUGGUUCCUAUUGCCACAUACAGUUAUCGUCUCUGGUACUUCAAUGGCACCCAUAACAAGGGCGCCAUGAACCAGCUCAAACAGAUGCAGCAAAAAGUUGCUCUUUGGAUUAUGGGUGCAUUCCGCACCUCACCCACAGGUGGUCUUGAGGCUCUUGCAGGUCUCAUCCCUGUCCAUCUCAUGCUGAAGAAGUUGGCGAUGCGCGCAGUGUAUCGCAUCGCCACCCUCUCAGACACCCACCCUCUGCACUCCAUGAUGGGUGAGAGACUCCUCAAACAGGCUGAACCUCAUGCCUGUUCUGCCGCCUUGAUGACCCCAGCUAUGUGA
This is a messenger RNA of Cyclocybe aegerita, 2370 nucleotides long. The record is from the annotation of a GenBank genome assembly. NCBI's taxonomy places the organism in Eukaryota, Fungi, Basidiomycota, Agaricomycetes, Agaricales, Hemipholiotaceae.